UCACCGCCUUCGCGUCCGUCGAGGAGGCCUGCAGGUGCCUGGAGAGCAACCCAUACGACACCAUCCUGGCGGAGGCGGAAGAUCUCCGCUGUCAGAAGGGCGACGCCGAGCAGCUGGUGUGGAGCAAAGGCAGCGUGCCCCUCAUACUCAUGUCGGAGUCUGAGGCCCCGGGGGACGUCCUCCAGGGGAUCAGCCUUGGGGCCGUCGAUUUUCUGAAGAGGCCAGUGUCGCCUCUAAAGUUGAGGAACAUUUGGCAGCAUGCUGUGCGACGGAUGAUGGGCGAUGCCAGCAUGGCUGAGAAACCAGAUGGAGAGGUUGAUGUUGCCCCUGUACCCCCUGCCGCGACUGCUGCAAACCCUGCAGCAGGUGCUAUUGGCACAAGCGGCAGUGGAAGCUCAGGAAGCGCGACUGCUGGGCCUUUGGCUGGGGCUGGUGCAGGCAGUGCCGCUGCAGAGCAGGAGAUGGCUUCUGACAGGAAGAGGCUGAAGAUCCCCAGGGAGAAUGGCAGUGCAGCGACUUACCGUCCGCCACCCCUGGCUAUGAAGCCACCUGUGUUCAGCUUGCCGCCCUUGAUGGGGAUUCCUCCUGGCUGUGUCCCACCCGCGGGUCCCAGUGGGAUGGCGAUCGGGAUGCCGGUCCUGAAUCAGCCCCCCUUUGCACCGCCAAGCGCAAGCCCAUUGGGCGUGAUGCCACCUUCACUGGCACCAUCUUCAGUGCCCAGCUUGUCAGGUGCAAUGCCAGGUGCUAUGCCAUUCCCUGGCUUCCCAAUGGUGCCGCCGCCGAUGGGCAUCGUUCCUCAGAUGCCCCUUGGAAGCGUGCCUGGGCCCAUGGGCGGUGGCAUGGACCCCACGCUGGCAGGGGCUUGUCCUCCCCUGGAUGCUUGUGCCCCAGCCAGUGGUCAAGUUGGCAACUCCAACGAUGAAGUAAACACCAGUGAAGCGCAGGCAAAAACAGCAGAUGGGGACCACGUGAUGACAGAUGAGGCUGAGACGGCACCACUGGGCCUCUCUUUGAAGAAGAGUCCCUCCCUGAUCAACAUGAUAAGCAACGAUCUGAGCAAUCUCUGCAGUACAGGCAAUCCAGUCUAG
Ostreobium quekettii is the source of this 1088-nucleotide messenger RNA. The record is from the annotation of a GenBank genome assembly. Lineage: Eukaryota; Viridiplantae; Chlorophyta; Ulvophyceae; Bryopsidales; Ostreobiaceae.